Molecule: messenger RNA, 1670 nt
Organism: Lentinula edodes (shiitake mushroom)
Lineage: Eukaryota; Fungi; Basidiomycota; Agaricomycetes; Agaricales; Omphalotaceae
Exons: 15
Coding region: 6-1598 (530 amino acids)
Biological process (GO): fatty acid metabolic process
Molecular function (GO): medium-chain fatty acid-CoA ligase activity
Source: RefSeq, a predicted model, not a curated record
CAGCCAUGUAUACCAAGCAGUUCAUUCCACCACCUUCUACUUUAGCUGUAGAACUGCAAUUUGACUUCCAUAUAAGUCAUAACUCUGACUAUCCCGUUAUUAUACACCCUCUCGGUGAUGGAACUCUCAAGACUUACACAUAUUCGGAUAUUGUACCUGCUAUACACCGCUGUGCCUCCUUCUUCCUGUCUUCCAUCUCUGUGGAUCAAGGAACUAGACCUAUUGUGGCAUUCUCAACAACAUCAGAUGCCUUGACUUAUUCUGUGGUUCUUCUGGGGGUUUUAAGAGCAGGCAUGACGGCGUUCCCUAUAUCACCACGUUUUUCUCCAGAUAUCAUAGCACAUCUCAUUAGUGUUGUCAAACCAAGUCAUAUCCUUGUCAAUACGGAGAGAUUGCCAUUGAUAGAUCAAAUCAUAGCACUCUCAAAAUAUAGGCCUGAAGUCCUUCAGAUGCCAGAAUACAGCACAAUAUUUUCUGAAGAGUCUUAUUCCAUACCUGAAACACAUAGUCGCCCUAUGGACACUACUGCCUUGAUUAUUCAUUCAUCCGGUUCAACUUCUCUAUAUCCCAAAACCAUUGAAUGGUCAUCAGAUUUUUACUUGACUAAUGCCCAGACAGUUGAUUUUGCACCAAUGCAUCUUGCUGGAAAAUUGGUUGGUCUUCAAUCUCUAGAGCCUUUUCACUCCUUAGGGUUAUGUUUCCUAAACUGGUUGGCGCAUGCUGGUUUUGUCAUGGCUCUACUUGAUCCGGGAGAUAGUGCAUCACUCAUUCCUGCAGGUCCUGACAUCAUUUUCAACAAUCUUAAGCAGACCUCUCCUUCUGUCAUUUAUGCCAGUGCUUAUCUUUUGGAGGUAUGGUCUGAAGACCCAAACAAGAGGGACUUUCUAAAAUCUACAGUGGUGAUAACUGCUGGAAGAGUGUUGAACAAAUCCUGUGCCAAGAAAUUGUUGGAUAGCAAUGUUCAGCUUACUUCAGGAUACGGAUCUACAGAGAGCGGAAGUAUUAGCAUUAUCAGCUCCUUAGGAGCACAGGACUGGGACUAUUUUUGUCCUUGUCUGCCAGAGGUGAAAUUUGUUCAGCGCAAUGAUGGAUUGUACUCAAUGACCGUAGUGUCUACUCCAAGUCGUAAGUUGCCUGUGUGUAAUACAACGUACAAUGGGAUACCUGGAUAUGACCUGGGAGAUCUGUUUCGGGAACAUGCAGUAAAGAAAGGCUAUUUCUCAGUUGUGGGCCGGUCAGGGGAUCAAAUUAUGCUGAGCACUGGUGAAAUGGUAGAUCCAACUGUGAUAGAAAGCAUGCUAUGUCAAAUGCCUCAAGUAGACAAUGCCAUGAUGAUUGGAAAUGGUCGCCCAUCAGUGGGCAUUAUCAUACAGGUUGCUCAUGGUCUUGAUAUUGAACAAAAAAAAAUCAUUUGGGACCACAUAUGGCAGAUGAUUAAAGCAGCAUAUCAAGGAAAUACAACUCUCACAAAGCUCUCUACAGAGAUGAUCAUUUUUACAAACUGGCAGAAACCGAUCCCACAGGCAACAAAAGGAAUGCCUAUGCGUGUUUUAGCAUUGGAGCAAUUUGAAACUGAGAUCCAUAGUUUAUACAAAUGACUCUUCAGGCUGAACUGAUGGCCUGAAAACAGAUGAGGCUGAACAUGGGAGUAUUAUGACAUGAACUUAGCU